This is a messenger RNA of Telopea speciosissima, 7177 nucleotides long. Its product is annotated as chromatin modification-related protein EAF1 B-like. The transcript has 22 exons. The record is from RefSeq and is a predicted model, not a curated record. Gene Ontology annotation, cellular component: NuA4 histone acetyltransferase complex. Bases 337 to 6588 code for a protein of 2083 amino acids. Lineage: Eukaryota; Viridiplantae; Streptophyta; Magnoliopsida; Proteales; Proteaceae.
CAGGCCGGUAUUUGUCAAGUUGAAACGAGCAUUGGAAAACAACUGGUUAACGGGUCGGGUCAAGACCUGGCAUCCAUAAUACAUACACGGCCCGCGCGUUCUUCCUUUGCUAGUUAUUGUGAAGAAGGAGACGAAGAAGGAACACAACGAAGGACUCUAGGGUUUCAGAUUUCGGGGCUCAGAUCAAUUGUAAAUUCACUAUUCAACCAUUAAAUCAAAGAAUUAAUCCGCGAAGGAAGAUUGUGACUGGUACAAUUGAUGGGGCAUUUGAGGGAAUUUCUGAAUCCAAGUGCUUGGAGAAAUUUCUGUAGAGAUUAAAGAGUAGGCAUUAAAGGAAUGCAUGGACAUACCCCAGGAUCUGCUCUCGUAGUAAAUGCCGAGGUUGACUCCAUGGGAGGGGUCAUUGAUGGUGGAGUUGGUAUUGAUAGCAAAUCCUCUCCACGGCGAGCAGCAAUUGAGAAGGCUCAAGCAGAGUUGAGGCAGGAGUAUGAUGUUCGUGAGGAGCGCAGAAGGGAGCUAGAGUUUCUUGAGAAAGGCGGUAAUCCAUUGGAUUUUAAACUCAGAUCUGCAACCUCAAUCAGUGUUCAGUCUACUUCUUUGACAGAUCAGCCUGCUGAGCAGUUUGUGACAAGUGAAGCGAAGGGUAGCUUUGCAUUGGCUGCCUCACCUCAUGGAGAUUCUGUUGAAAGUAGUGGCAGGCCUGGGGCUCCUUCAACUCGUGAGCCAAAUAGUGGUGAUAAUCUCUUACUUUUUGAUGGUGAAAGUUAUCCACCUGAGGGCAAGAGAAAUUCUAAACAUACUGGUAGAAGAAGUAACAUUUCUCCAUCGGAACAUUCCUCUCGGUUAGAUGGGAAUCACAAGGCAAAGGAGUCUGAAGACUCGGUGAUAUUCCGCCUUGUGAAAAGUCAAGCAUAUGCUCGAAGAAACAGGUCCAGAUCAAGUCGUGAGAGUGCUCGAGCUUGCUCAGCUGAUGUAGUUCCACCUGCUGAUGGCAAUGGAUCUUCAAGUUUACUCUCUGCUCGCCAUGGUUCAAGGGAUGCAAAGGGGUCAUUAAGCGAAGCAAAGGCUCAAAAGGACCACACUGUGUCUUCCAUUUCUAACUCAAAAUCAACAGGUCCAAAUGGCAGUUUGGUUUCUAAGACUCUGGCUUCUGGUAAUCAGGUGGAUAUGCAAUUGGAUGCUGUGCAUGCUCAUAAGACAGCUACAGCCCUGCCAAAAGCUGGCCUGCCUGAAGUGCCUGAAGUUAUGGCUUCCAAAGACCGGCAGAAUGGCAAUGAUAAUCAGCAACUGCCAGUGGGAGAUGGUAAGGUUGCUCCUGAUCUGAGUGAACAGGGAGUUGAAGCUUGUCUUGAUUUGAAGCCUUCCAUUGUUACUGCAAAGACAGAGAAUCAUCCAGGUGUUGGUGAGCUUAGUAGAGACGAAAAAGACAUGCAAAAUGAAGCUCAAAAUGGAAUUACAGCUUUGAGUACAAAGGGGUUAGACUCGGAAUCCUCCAGCACUCAAAUUACCCAUAGCUUAGAUGGGAAUACAGCCAAUGAUCCUUGUCUGAAUCAAGUUCAUGCUAAUGGAAAUUCCAAUGAACAGAAAUUAAUCUUUGAAGAAAGUCAUGCUACCGUCGAUGCCAAUGCGGCCAAACAAGACAGUGAGACCAAAGCUGUUGAUGCUCUUUGUGUGAGUAUUGAUAUUUGUGAUUCUGUUCAGCAAAACCUGAGCAACAAUGUCUCUAAUGUCAAAUUUGAGGAGGAAAUAUGCGAUAGUAGAACUGGCUUGCAAAAUGAGGGGAUGCCUUCUAACAACAUUGACGGGACAGAGCCCAGUAGCAAUGUUGGUUCAAAAACAGAGAAUAAGCCAGAUAAUUCAUUGGAUGAUAAUUCCAAUUUGAGAAAGGCAGGUUUCUCUCCUCAGGGUGGACCUUCAAGCACUGCUGUUUCCUCAAAUUGUGAGCUUCCAGAUCCCACUUCUUCUGGGAGGGGCCUUGUAGCUGCCUCGGAGCCUCAAACUUGUGGUGGGAACCGGCUAAAAGUGUUGAACAAUGAGCAUGAAAAUUUUAUUCUGAAAGAGGCACAGACAAUAGAAGCCAAGCGUAAGAGGAUUUCCGAGCUAUCUGUGGGAAAUUUGCCUUCUGAGUACCGGCGCAAAUCUCACUGGGACUUUGUCCUCGAGGAAAUGGCAUGGUUGGCAAAUGACUUUAUGCAGGAGCGUCUUUGGAAGAUAACUGCCGCCGCCCAUAUAUGUCAUUCGGUUGCAUUUACUGGUUGGUUCAGGUUUAAUGAACAGAAUCUACGUCGGAAGCAACGAAAAGUAGCUCACAUCUUGGCAAAGGCUGUCAUGCAGUUCUGGAAUUCAGCUGAGACUUUUCUAAGCAGUAAUGAUCCAACUGUUGGGCUUAAUGAAUGGAAGUCAGAUUUGGUUGGAUCAGCAGAUGUUAAUGCGGGUGAAGCCAUUGAAGACCGCAUUGGAGAACCUAAUAUGGAAACAAGCAAACAUUUGGAAGAACAAAAUCGUGGUCAAAGCCCCAGACUUGCAAUUCAGGGAUAUGCAGUGAGGUUCCUGAAAUGUAAUAGCUUCCACGAUCAUCCUCUCCAAGCUGAAGCACCAGUGACUCCUGACAGGAUAUCUGAUACGGGCAUUCUGGAACGGGAGGAACAUUUUUCAAAAGAAAGCCUUUUCUAUACUGUUCUCCCUUGUGCAAUGGGAGACUACAGAAGAUCCGUCGAAUCUCAUUGGGCACAGUAUGAGAAAACUGGCAACAAUAUGCAACAGGAGGAAGUUGUGACAUCUAUGUAUGAUGCUUUAUCAGAGUUUGGAUCUCGAGAGAAUGCAUAUGAAGAGGAUGAAGGAGAAACUGGAGCAUAUUAUUCUCCUGGAAACUUUCAAGGUAGAAAAUCUUCAAAAUUUGCUCAGAAGAAGCGGAAAACAUUACUGCAAUCAUAUUCUCCAAGGUCAUAUGAAGUUGGAGCUGAUUUGCCUUACGGCAUGGGAACUAAACUGGCUACUCAGACAUCCUCGUUAAUCGGGAAAAGACCUAACAGUCUGGCUGUCGGUUCAAUUCCAACGAAACGUAUGCGUACUGCAGCCAGGCAGCGGGUUCUAAGCCCUUUUAGUGCUGCAGCUACUGGGAAUUUACAGAUUACUAGCAAAACUGAUGUUUCAAGUGGAGACACUAGUUCUUUUCAGGAUGACCAGAGCCUUCAUGGUGGAUCCCAGUUUAGGAAACCCAUGGAGGUUGAGUCAACAGGAGAAUUCGGCAAGCAGUCACCUUUUGAUUAUACAGAUAUAUCGACAAAACCGAAAAAGAAGAAGAAGGCUAAGCAUUUACUUUAUAAGAACUCAUUACAUUCAACAGAAGCUGCCAUUCUUCCUGGCAAAGGUGUUGCGUAUGAACAGAGAUGGCAGCUUGAUUCCAUGGUUCAAAAUGAUCAGAGGGAUCAUGCCAAAAAGAGAUCGGAGGGUCAUCAUUUUGAAUCUAAUGGAAACAGUGGUCUUUUUGGCCAACAUGCUGCGAAGAAGCCUAAGAUCCUGAAGCAAUUAACAGAUACUUGUCCUGAGAACUUUGCUCCAGUGGCUGGUUCAAUUCCUUCACCGGUGGGUUCCCAAAUGAGUAACAUGUCCAAUCCAAAUAAACUAAUGAAAAUGAUUGCUGGCCGGGAUCGAGGCAGGAAAGCCAAGGCACCGAAGGCACCUGCUGGGCAGUCAGGGUCAGGGAGUCCAUGGUCACUAUUUGAAGAUCAGGCACUCGUUGUCCUUGUACAUGAUAUGGGUCCAAACUGGGAGCUUGUAACUGAUGCUAUCAACAGUACACUGCAAUUCAAGUGCAUCUUUCGGAAACCUAAAGAAUGCAAAGAGCGUCACAAAAUUUUAAUGGAUAGGAAUGGUGGUGAUGGAGCUGAUAGUGCUGAAGAUUCAGGAUCAUCUCAACCUUAUCCAUCUACUUUACCUGGCAUUCCAAAGGGCAGUGCCAGACAGUUGUUUCAACGUUUGCAAGGUCCGAUGGAAGAGGAUACUCUUAAGUCUCAUUUUGAGAAAAUCAUUUUGCUUGGUCAGCAACUGCAUUCUCGUAGGAGCCAGAACGGUAAUCAGGAACUGAAGCAAAUAGCACCAGUCCACAAUUCUCAUAUGCUUGCGGUAUCUCAAGUCUGCCCAAAUAAUGGUCCUCUAACGCCUCUUGAUCUUUGUGAUGCGACAACAUCCAGCCCAGAUGUUAUUUUAUAUCAAGGGUCUCAUAAUAGUGGUUUAGCAAUUCCAAAUCAGGGCUCUGUUGCUCCAGUUCUUCCAACUUCUAGUGCAAAUGCCAUGCUACAAGGUUCUUCUGGUAUCACUCUCGGCAGUAGCCUGCCAUCACCUUCUGCUGCCCUGAGUGCUCCUACGAGGGAUGGUCAAAGAUAUGGUGCUCCAAGACCAGCAUCUCUACCAAUUGAUGAACAACAAAGAAUUCAACGGUAUAAUCAAAUGCUAUCUGGUAGGAACAUUCAGCAGUCUGGCAUGACCGUUCCUGGGGCUAUGCCAGGCACAGAUCGUGGUGUUCGUAUGCUACCUGGUGGAAAUGGUAUGGGUAUGAUGUGUGGAAUGAAUAGAGGCAUGCCAAUUCCUCGACCAGGAUUUCAGGGAAUAGGUUCAGCAGCUAUGCUGAACUCUGGAAGUAUGCUUCCCUCUGGUGGGGUGGGGAUGCCAAGCCCUGUAAAUAUGCACCCUGGAGCUGUUUCUGUGCAGGGAAACUCUAUGCUUGGACCCCGUGAUGCUUUGCAUUUGAUGCGGCCUGGUCAGAAUCCAGAAGAUCAGAGACAGAUGAUGAUGCAAGAACUUCAGAUGCAGGUCACACAAGGGAGCAGCCAAGGGGUGCCCUCUUAUAAUGGGCUGAGUACUGCAUUCUCCAAUCAGACAAUCCCUCCACCAGUUCAGACGUUUCCAGUCCAACAUCAACAGCAACAUCAGAUGCCCCCACAACAAUCACAUGUGCUUGGAAACCCACACCAUUCUCGCCUCCAAGGAAACAGCCCUGCUACUAACCCACAGCAGCAAGCUUAUGUUCUUCGCCUUGCUAAAGAGAGGCAGCUUCAGCAACGCUACUUGCAGCAGCAACAGCAACAGUUUGCUGCCUCCAAUCCUUUGAUGCCACAUCCCCCACCGCAGUCUCAACAUUCGAUAUCAUCUUCCAUACAAAAUAGUUCCCAGAUUCAGCAGCAGGUAUCCUCUCAGCCAGUAUCAAUGCCCCCUGCAAAUUCCCAGCAUCCCCUGACACCGUCUUCUCCAAUGAAUCCCAUCUCUCCACAACCCCAGCAGAAACAUCACGUGCCAACUCAUGGGCUUGGUCGAAACCCUCAAGCUGGUGGUGUUAACCUCCCAAAUCAGAUGAUGAAGCAACGGCAGCGGCCACAGCAACAGCUUCAACAGCCUGGCAGACAUCACCCUCAACAACGGCAACAGUCACAAUCACUGCAGCAUCAGGCUAAACUUAUGAAGGGAUUGGGCAGAGGAAACAUGAUACAUCAGAAUCUUACUGUUGAUGCAUCCCAUGUGAAUGGCCUUCCUACAACUCAAGGAAAUCAAGUUGCUGAGAAGGGCGAUCAGGCCAUGCAUCUGAUGCAAGGGCAGGGCUUAUAUCCUGGCUCAGGCUCCAAUUCCAUUCAACCUGGUAAACAGUUAAUCCACCAAUCCUCAAAUCAGUGCCAGCCACAACAAAAGAUGUUUCCUCGUCCACCACCCCCUUCAUCUAAGCAGCUAGCGCAGAUGCCUUCUCAUCAUGAUAACUGCAAUCAAGGACAGGUCCCACCAGUUCCUUCUGGUCAUAUGUUACCAUCCCAACAACCAGUACCUCCGCUGUCUAUGGCUUCUUCCCACCAGCAGCAGCAUCCACAACCACAACCACAGCCACAACCAAGGCAGGCAGGUCAACCACAUGGUGCCCAAAGAAUGCUUCAACAGAGUCGGCAAAUGAAUUCUGAUCCGCCAAUGCAGUCCCCGGAUGAGAAUAUUCAAGUUGGCCAGCAGGUUGGGAACAAGGCAUUUCAGAUGGUUACCACCACAACAAUGCCUCAGUCCUGUUCUGAAUCGACAAGUGUUGUACCUGUAGUUUCCACUGCGAGCCCUCCACAGUGGAAGGCAUCAGAGCCAUUAUAUGAUGCAGGUUCGCCAAAUGCAACCACUAACUUGGCUGCCAUUGGAAAUUCAUCUUUGCCAAAUACUGUAGGAACCGAGUCCAAGGCCUCUACUAGCCAAGGUUUAGCCCAGAGGCCAUUCUCAGGCAGCAUGCCCAUUCAUGGACAAAAAAUUGGGACACAGUGGCCACAGCCACCGCAACAUCAUCAAACAUCACAACUGCCGUUACCGCCACCACCAUCACCUUCUGCCUCCCAACAACAACAAACACAACAAAUUCAGCAGCAGCAACAGCAACAGCAACAACACCAUCAUCAUCAACCACCACCAUCCCACCCUCCACCCCCACCUGCAGCCCAACCCCCACAAUCAAACCCAACGUUCCAACAUCAUCAUCAUGAGCCACCCCACCCGCAGCAAUCUCAGCAGCCGCAUCUGCCAGGAGGAGAGGGUGGUCUACACUCCAAGCCUACCAAUUCUGGAUCAGGAUGAAGAACUGGAGUGAUUGAGCAGUCCUCAGUGUAGUGGGUUGGUCUGGUUGGGCUUUUGUUCUGCAUGCCCAUAUAACAGCAAUGUACAGGUAAAGAGCUAAUUCCAUGAUCCAGAUUCUUCUAACUGUAUACUAACACAUCCAUAUGUCAUAUAGUGAACAGACUCAUGGGGAUACAUGGUGGGAUUCUUUUGUUCGGUUUCGUGGAAAAUGUGAAACUAAUUGGGGGCAUGGGGUUAUGUACAGAUGGAAGCUGGUUACUCCCUGUCAGAGUGGUUUGAUGGAAAGAGGGUCCUGGUGCAGGUUUCACCGGAGUUGGAAUGAUGGCAAUGGGGGGUGAUUGUUUUUUUUGAGGAAUCUUAUUGUUCUUCCAUGUACAUUACUAAUGAUAUAAGCGUCGGAGAGAGGGUGACAGAGAGGUACAUGUACAGGGGUCCCAUUCCUAUUUUUCUCUUUGUUCCCUCUUUUAGCACCCCGAGUUGCUGUGUACAGGGGAAGGGGGUCUUGGUUUCUUUCUGGCUCCCAUCAAUGGUGAAUGUAUUAUUAUGUUUUUGGAUUAUUAAGCUGUUAGUGAUCAUUGUUCUUAGCAAA